This is a messenger RNA of Didymodactylos carnosus, 3588 nucleotides long. NCBI's taxonomy places the organism in Eukaryota, Metazoa, Rotifera, Eurotatoria, Philodinida, Philodinidae. The record is from the annotation of a GenBank genome assembly.
AUGAAGUUUUUUCUCGUAUAUAUCACUGUUGUAAUUUUAUAUGCGUUUGUCGCUGCUCAAACUGUAUUUUUAAAUGGUACCGAUAAUUUUACAACUGCUAAUGUUGAUUUAUCAACAAGAGCGACAUCAGCUAUAAUCAUUUCCACAAUAUUAAAUAUAUCAGAGACGUCGAACAACAAAACUUCAGCAAUAGAAUUCAAUGACAUACAACAUGAUAUUUUGAUAUCGACAACUAAUAGCUAUAAAAUAUCGAAUACUUCAAUUGACGAUGAGAAUGAAACUAAUUUUUUUACUGUUCAUACAACCGUUUUAAAUGAUAAGAGUGAAAAAAAUAUUACCGUACCAUGUGAACAAGCACAAUAUGGAUGUUGCCCAGAUCAGUUGACAGCAGCUCAGGGUGCUGAUCAACAAGGAUGUAUACUGAAUUCUUUUACACCAAAAUAUAUAUUUACUACUACCGAUAUUAAGCUAAAUUCCACUGUUCCUAGCCAUAACAAUUCAGGGUUAUUUAUCGCAGAUGAUAAAAAAAUCACAGAACUAUCAGAACAGGCAUGUGUACACUCUCUCUACGGAUGUUGUCUAGAUGGUGUUACAAAAAGAGAUGGUCCAAAUGACGAAGGAUGUGAUCAAGUUAAAUCAACUGAACGACCGGUACAACCGAAUAUGACAAAACAAAAUGAGAAGAUAUCUGUUGAUUUUAACCCAUCCACUACAUCAAUUAUAAAUAUUGCUUUGGAUAGUACAACUGUUUUAUCUACACAAGAAAUAUACCAAAAGAAUGAGACAUCUCUGAAUACGACAACCAAUUUUAAUUUUCAAACAGAAUCUACUGAUAGUGAUGAUGAUACCACAACUCAAGUUGUUCAAUUGUGUGACUCGACACAGUUUGAAUGUUGUCCUGAUGGAAUUAUACCAGCUCUGGGACCAAAAUUUGAAGGAUGUAAUGAAACUCAAGUAAUGUACGUUUUAAACGUCAAAGAGCCAAAAAUCAACUUGAAAACUGUUUGCGAACUGGAAAAAGAUACAGGCACAUGCAGCAAAUAUAUAUCCAAAUGGUAUUUUGAUCGUCUUCAAGGGAAAUGUAUUCGAUUUUGGUAUGGUAGCUGUGAGGGAAACUUAAAUCGUUUUGAUACAGAAGAAGAAUGUCUCUCAACAUGUGUUCAUCCAAAAGGAAUUGAAGUUUGUCUAUUACCAAAAGUUGUUGGUCCAUGCCAAUCGGGUUUAUCACGUUGGUAUCAUGAUCGAGAUAGAAAAGUUUGUCGACAAUUUACAUAUGGAGGAUGCAACGGAAAUGAGAACAAUUUUCUUUCCGAAGAUAAAUGUCAUAAAGCUUGUAAUUCAUCAGUAGUUAUUGAACAAUGUGCAUUACCAUCUUACAAAGGACCAUGUAAUGGGGAAUUCAAUCGAUAUUAUUAUGAUACAACCUAUGGAGAAUGUCGAUCAUUCAUUUAUGGUGGUUGUAUGAAAAAUAUAAAUAAUUUUCAAACCUACGAAGAAUGUAUAACAACAUGUGUUGCUCCAAGACAAAAAAAUAUAUGUUUAUUAGCUAAAAUGACUGGAACAUGUCAGGAACGUUAUUCAGCAUGGUAUUUUGAUAUACUAGAUGCAGAAUGUAAACCAUUUCAGUAUUCUGAUAAAACUGCAGAAAUUCUAGGUAUAUGUCAUCAACCAAUGACACGAGGAAGUUGUGAUCAACAAAUAACAAGAUGGUAUUAUAAUUCGCGUGAUCAAUACUGUUAUCCAUUUCAAUAUACAGGAUGUCAUGGAAAUUCAAACCAAUUUGAAACAGAAAACGAAUGUAGAAAUUUUUGUAAUGCUAAAGAAAAGGAUAUUUGUACAAUUGAAAAAGAUCCGGGUCCAUGUGAUCAAUACAGAAUAAUGUGGUAUUAUGAUCAACAAGAAAAAAAAUGUAAAAAUUUUUAUUAUGGUUCCUGUGGUGGUUCAUCAAAUCGAUUUUCAACGGAACAAGAGUGUCAAUUACGAUGUGUAUUAAAACUAAAUGAAAGCUCAGUCAAUAGUGUCUGUGUACAACCGUUAGAUCAAGGUUAUACUUGCAAUAUUUCUUCUACUUCAACAACAACAGCAUCGCCUGUAUCAAAAUAUUAUUUUGAACCAUUACAACAAAAAUGUAUUUCUUUCUUAUUUCACGGUUGUGGUGGCAAUGAAAACAGAUUUGACAGUGAACAAGAGUGUAAAGAAAAUUGUUCAAGCAGUAUGCCAAAAUUGAUCAAAGAAAGUGUCCAUACGACUGGGGAAGUAUUAGAUGUGUGUGAUGAACCAAAAGUAAUUGGUACAUGUUCAAAUACUACAAAACGAUGGUAUUAUGAUGAUACUGUGGGUUAUUGUGUUGAAUUUGAUUAUUCUGGCUGUGAUGGAAAUCGCAAUAAUUUUCCCGAUCGAAUGGUAUGCAUUGAUGCAUGUGAAAAACAAAAACGACAUGCAAUAUGUCAUCAAACAAAAGUAGUUGGUCCUUGUCAAGAACAUAUGAUACGUUGGUUUUUUGAUAGUGAAACAAAAACUUGUCAAACAUUUACAUUUGGCGGAUGUUUAGGCAAUAGAAAUAAUUUUGAAAAUUUUGAUAAAUGUCGAUAUAUGUGUUGGACAUAUUUAAGUGAUGAAGGAAGAUCUCAAACACGACAAAGCGCUGUUGUAGCUAAUCCACAAAGUGGAAAAGCUUGUACAAAUCUAGAAUACUGCAAUAUUCCAUGUCGAUACGGUUUUGAUAAAGAUACAUAUGGUUGUGAUAUAUGUAAAUGCAUCGAUCCGUGUCAAAAACAGAGAUGCCCACUUGGUUAUGAAUGUCUUAUAUUGGAUCAAGAACAAUGUAUUACGCCGCGAUGUGCAAUGCCUAAAAUUGAAUGUCGUCCAGUGCAACGCACUGAUGGAUCGAGUGACAUUAAACCAGUACUUGAAAAUGAUGGUAUAACAAAUGUCUAUGCGCAAUUUGAAGAAAAUGUAACCUUGCCAUGUAGUGUAAUACAAGGCGAUCCUGUACCCGUGAUAUAUUGGUAUAAAGAACGUAAUCAACUACAAGUACACGAAUUGACAAGUGGUUCAAUAACAAGAAAACUUGAACGUUUACCGAAUCAAUCGUUGUUAAUAAGAAAAGUAGCAUUGGAAGAUCAAGGUUUAUACACAUGUCGAGCUAUCAACACUGUCGGACAAGAUAUUAAAGAUAUUCAAUUAGAUGUCUACGGCUUUCCAAUGCCACGCAUUAUGUGGUUACGAAAUAAUGAGCUACUAACAAAUUCAACGCGUAUGACAGUUUUAGCUGAUGGAACAUUAAUUAUUCAUCCAUAUCAGAUAGUCGAUUCUGGACCAUACGUUUGUAAUGCAAUCAAUAAGAAAGAAACAAUCACCCAAGUCGCCUAUUUAGAAGUUAAAGAAACACGUCAAGAAAAAACAUGUGAAGAUCAACCAGCUUAUGCCAAUUGUGAACUGGUCUUACGACAUAAUUUUUGUGAUGUUUAUUUUGACUACUGUUGUUUUACAUGUUCUCAAGCUGCUUCUGAAUCAAAUCUUCAACAAUCAUCAUCAUCUCCGCCUUUACCUCAACCUAUGGUUCAGAAACGUCAUCUUAAAAGUUAA